CAGGCUCAAUUGUCGGUGGAUCGUCGUAACGUGUGGACGAGCGCGCGUCGAGGUCGAGGGUUCGGAGCCAGGGAUUAAGAGCGUGUGCCGCGAUCCGGGGCGCGCGCCCGGUGCAAGAGCGGAAACGACGCGUGCACGGGCCGAAGUCGGUUACGAGGCGAAGUGUGUCCCGCGGGUGUGUUUGCGUGCGCGCGCGCACGACGUGCGGAUAACUUCACGCGGUAAGCGCGUGAGCCUCUGCCCGCUGCCGGACGAUUUCCGAGUUCCGAGUUCCGUUCGUUCGACGUUGACAACUCUCUCGGCCGAGCCCGCUCGUUUUUCGCACCCUGAGAUGCGCGUUGCGGCCGUGGCGUUUAUCGCGCGAAACAACCACGCGAUAUUUCGCGCUCCGUGGCGUUGACGGAAACGAGCGCGCCCGCGCGCGCGCUCGCUCGCUCGCUCGCGUCCACCGUGAUCGGAGGAUCGGAAGAUCGAUCGUGAGUGAGAGGGAAGAACGACUUAAGGAAGGAUAACAAAGACCCUCUCUCGUGUUGCUCGUUGUCAGUGACAGGCUGAAUCAGUGUGUGUGCGCGCCGAAUAUUUCGGGAUCCGCCUGGAUAUUUUGUGGUUUACGUUCAACUCGCCGAUCGGGAGCCCCCUUGGCAGCAACGGCCAUGACCGCGGACAGCCUGUUCGAGACUACCAGCAUCCCGGGGCAUCUCGCUCCCACGCCCGAGAGACUGGAGAGACUUCUCUCGAAACAGACCCUCGAGGAGCUCUACGAGGUCGAGGAACAGCCUUUCGCACGAGGUAAAUACGCAGCGGUGAGGAGAUGCCGCGAGAGAUCCAGCGGCAGGCAGUGGGCCGCCAAGUUUCUGAGGAAGCGACGGCGGGCCCAGGAGCUCAGAGCGGAAGCGCUUCACGAGGUCGCCGUGCUGGAUGCCGCGGCCCAUUGUUCUCGUCUCGUCUCCCUUCAUCAGGUCUUUGAAACCAACACCGAGAUGGUGCUCGUCCUCGAGCUGGCUCCUGGCGGCGAGUUACAAAUGAUACUCGACCGGGACGAAGUUCCAGAGGAACGGCAAGUCGCCAGAUUACUGAAGCAGAUUUUGGACGGGAUAGCCUUUCUGCAUUCCCUGAACGUGGCUCACCUCGACAUCAAGCCGCAAAAUUUGGUACUUACUGGAGAAUUCCCGGACUGCGACGUAAAGCUAUGUGACUUUGGCAUAUCGCGGUACAUCAGUCACGGAGCGGACAUACGAGAAAUUUUGGGCACGCCCGACUAUGUUGCCCCGGAGGUUCUGAAUUACGAGCCGAUCAGCCUGGCGACCGACAUGUGGUCCGUUGGCGUGCUGCUCUACGUGCUGCUAACGGGAUGCUCGCCGUUCGGUGGAGACACCAAGCAAGAGACGUUCUGUAACAUUAGCCGGUGCCGCCUGGACUUCCCGGAUGAUCUCUUUGAAGAUGUCUCCGAGGAGGCGCGCGAUCUUAUGCGCAAGCUCAUGGUUAAGGACCCAAACGAACGUCUGACGGUGACCGAGUGCCUCCAGCAUCCCUGGUUCAACAUGUUCGAGCAGCCGUUAGCGCCCUUGACGACGUGCCCCUCGUCAGACGAAAGCCCCGCGGCCGUCCUCGAUUCCUCGACGACGACGACGACGACCCCGCAGGAGAACAGCGCCUCGUCGGAAUUGCCGAUCGCCAAUCAAAGUCAGGUCUCGUCCACGCCGAAGAGCGACGGCGAGAAGCAACAAAGGUCGUCCACGACUGGUCUGUGCCACAGUGCGGAGAUUUCCAAACCAGCAGCGGGCACUCGCGCCGUCUCCUCGCAUACGGAAAAUCUUUACUCGGUCUCGAGAUCGUUGUCCAAACCGAUUAGAUUCGGGCUGAGCCCGGACCGAAGGGACACUUUCAAGAGGAACAUGGACUCGCUGGCGCGAAAGUUCUCCGGCAGCGUUCUGCCGGAGAUCGUCAUCAUCGAACCGUCGCCGUCAAACGUCGGCGGUAGUAUUCAGCAACGUCGCGCCACCGCCACCCACACGAUGCCGGCUGGCGGCGGCGAGGUGUUCAAGUGCACGCCCGUGUUCAUCCUCGGCGAGGCCGAGCAACAGUGCAGCGAUAGCGGCAGCGACACCGUAUCCGAAAUCUCGACCGACAGCUCGAGCGAUCGCAGCAGCAUCUAUUCGGACGAUUCUCUCGAUUUUAUUCUGUACGGUAAGAGUCAAGGUAGAGCGAGUUUCCCGUUCAGUGCCGCCGACGCAACCGCCGACAGGUGGGAACAGAGGCAUCAUCAUCACCAUCGCGCCGCCCGAGUAUGGCCGCGCGAGUGUAACGGCGUCGUCAGCAAGGCGCUCAGCCGCUUCACAUCGGAGACCUCGUCCGGGAUGACGAAGAUCGCCAAGAUCCCGAUGACGACGACGCCGCCGACGGUGACGGCGUUGCGCGGCGGCGGCAGUAGCAAGGCUGGUCUCGAGGCGCUCCGCGAACGGGGCGGCAACCUGGUGGUUAUUAGGGAACCCGUACGUGCCGGCAGGUACACCAGGUAUAGCGAGGUACAGUGCGAGUCGGUGCAAGCGCGAAUUCGACGGUUCCAGGUGCAUGAGGCCUCGUAGGAUCGUGCCGUCCAGCUGUGCGCCAGCAGGUGCCGGCAGUUGAAUUAUAUUCGCGCGCAGGUGGACGGACGUCUCUGGCAGCCUCCUUGAGGAGCUGCCGAGAGAUCGGGAGUUCGAGGCGAUUGUACGUAUCGCGUAAUAUCACGUGUACAGUGACGUGAAGAAGUAGGAGGGAGGUUUUGAGCAACGAUGCGUGCCCGAGGGAUGUGCGAACGAAGGAUGAGAUGGGACGGACGAAGUUCCUCGAGAUUUGCGAAGGCUGUGACGUCAGAGAAGAUUCUUAAAAAAGGUUCAGGAUUACGCGUCUUUCUAUAAGAAUGUAGGACUAUGAGCUUUGUGUGAAAAAUAUAUUCGGAUUCGCGGUUCCUUUGAUUGUUGCGAUCGAGUGAUAAAGUCGAGAGCGAUAUCGAUAUGUCACGCGACAGUGGUUAAAAUAAAAGGGAUUACUUCUGAAUUUAUUUUUCGUGAAGCGCAUAAUGCUGUGAUAGCGUUAGGGGAACGUGAAAUUAUAGCAUGAGGAAUAUGGUGUAUUUUUGCUUUAAUUUUUCCGAAAGUCACGGUGCAACUUAUAAAGGCGAUCCGUGUCGCGAAGAUGUUAAUUCAAUCAGAAAAAUUUGCGAAACGGUAUCCUGUAACUCGAUCACGAUACAUAUAAUAUUAAGCAGUAUUUCGUAGCGAGAAUAAAACGUUGCACGUACCACACUAAGCCUGAUCUCCAGAAUCCUCGAACAGCUUCUCGAAGCCCCUGUCCUGACUUUUCGCCGGACUUCUCAGGAACCCGAGACAGAUUGUAAAGGGCGUGUGCACGACUGCGCAAAUCGUACGACGUAGCCGCGUGCGAAGCGUGUCGCACGCGGAAUCCUACGUGUACGACGCCUCUCCACAUACGCGUGCCUUCGCGAAGGUGCCGAGAGAUUGUAGCUUGUAUCAUAUCAAAGCGAACAAACGGCUGUUGUAAAUACGGGUGAGAGAGAAUGUGAAUGCGUAUUCGUAUGUAUGCGUGCGUGCAUGUAUGCAUUGACUCUUCGUGGAAGCGAGCGGCUUCGAAGAGGGUGGUCUUGAUGUACAUAUUCGAGUAAUCAGAGAAGGUACGAGCGAUAGAACGAGUCGCAGGUAUGCGUGGCUUGUGUGAGAAGGUGCCUGCGGUUGCGGUUGCGACGCCGAUCAACAGGGGUGGUCUCGCGCCGGGGUGGCGACGGUGGAGAUCCGAGGGAAAGGUCAUGCGGAGUCAUAGCGACACCCAACGUUGGAUGGAGGCUAUGGGGGAACGCGUUCCGCCACAUGCGAGGAUAGUCGAUCCAUCAAGAGUCGAUGGCGAUUCUCCGAUAAUCCCGGCGGAUUCCACCGUCACUGCCCGAUGAGGAGGAAAAGAAUGCGUCUGAAAUCGAGACUUUGAGCAAAGAGAGCUCCCCUUAGGCUGCCGUUAUUGAUAGACUGAUCGACCGUCCUUUCGAGUUGAGGGAAAUUCGAGUUAUCAUCGCGUGCGCAUGCACCGAGACGCGUUGCAUGUUUAUCCGAAACAACGUUGUAAUUCCGAAAGGCCUAACUUUUGAAGCACGAUUUUUAGAAACAGACAUUUUCGUGUAUCAAUAAUAAAUUGAUAAAAGUUACGUCUUAUACCGCGUUCGUUUCGAGAACGCUUGUCAAAGUUCGAGUGGCCGAUUUUCGAAUAAGUUGACAAAAAUCCCGCAAUGUCAGCAACAAUAUAACGUAUCUCGGUGCAUUGCACGCGGUUCCGUCAGCACGAAUCGCCAUAUUAAUCGGUUGUUGAAUUUAACGACGACCGAGAUUAACGACAAUCCAGAUAAACACAUUUCGGUGCCUUCCUUUAAGAAAAAUCACGACGCUUGUGCGCUAAUACGGCGUAUAUCACCAGUGCCUACGUUUACUUGUCCAGUUUACUCGCGGGCAAGGCUUUUCGAGUCACGAGACUGUGAUGCCUAACAGGGAGAGAAUUGUACGUCUGAAGUGUGAAGAGUGCCUUAAUUGCGCGCGGCUUCGCGGGAGAUCAAAAAAUUGGACGAGCCUUCUAGACGCCUCUAAUUCUCGAGUUAGCUCGAAUACGGCCUCGGCGGAAGAAAUUAACAAUGCGGGGCCGAGCCCUUCAGAUGUCAAUGAACUCGUUGCACGAACCACCGAAAACUCUCGACGCACGUUAUGGAGAAGGGACCACUUUCCUAUAGGCCGUAUAUAUCACGUGUAUAUACGUUUUUCCUAUUGUUAAAUAUUUCUCAAUUGUACUAUCAGAUAUACUUUAUGAACCAGCAUCCUUUCUUUCUAUUACUUCAAAAUUGUUCGUUGCUCGUCGAGCGCGGAAGAAAAACGAAAGAGAGAAAAAACAACAAUCGACCUCGUCUGCUCUCCGGGCUCUCGUGGACGCGCAAAUCAAAAUUGUACAUACACAAAUUUAUUUAGCCACAAAAUUCAUCAUCGCGCGCAAAUUGAAGCGCGCGAAUCGCUCGCUCGCAUAGCGCAACGAAUGCUAGUCAUAAACACGUUCCGUCCUCUUUCUCACGCUCGCUCCCCCUUUUUUCGCGCCUCUAAUUUUCGUUCAUUUCGCCGCGGACACACGCUCGUUGGCGAGACGCUAACGAGCGACCUGUGUCUUCGCCGAGCGAAACGAGAAAGAAAGAAGAGCGGACGAGGAGAGCGCUGUAAAAAUGACUACGGACUUGGUUGGCGAGCCUUGGCUUCGAGCAGCACGAGAGGCUCGUCCAACCGUGAAUCUGUACAUCUCUUUGCAGAAAAUCUCCAUGGGGUAUACGAGGACGUGGAAUUUGCCAGUAAAUGUAACUGAUGUUUUAACGCGACGAAAUUUUUAGCAACACUCCCGAAUUUCUUUCCGUAUUGCUUGCAAAUAUCGAUCGAUGUUCGGUUUUUGAUGGUUCUCUUCGAAGUUAAAAAGCGCACUUUUGAUACGUUGACUAUUUCGAGAACUUCUUUAGACUUGAAAAUUUCGAAUUUUCCAAAUCAGCAACUUUGGAAUAACUCGCGAAGCGAAAAUCUCGUGAUGUUUAAUCUUCUCUUCGGCGACUGCUUAGUGCUUCAACCCAUCGCGCGGGGAAACUUUCGACCUCGUGGGCCGAGGCGACUGUUCGAUCGAUUAUUCGGUCUCUCCGACCACGGUGGUUUGACGAUCAAUGCAAAAACCACCGAAAUGUUCGUUAACGCGAACGGACAAGCCGCGUACACGCACAAUUCGAACGCGUGCAUUUCCUCUCGAGACGCAUGUGCGCGCGUGUGUGUGUGCCGGGGAACGUGGUUCAAGAUGCGUCUCCGAGAAUCAAAGAGCGGAAUAGACCUGUAAAAUAUAAUUUUGCUACGACGGGCGAGGGCGGCGCGACCCGGGUGGGUCGACUUAGCUUCUCUCGCGUGAAUUCGUUAUUUAUUUCUCUUCUUUGUGAUACGUCAUUAGUCAGAAUUAAUCAGUUUUCGCUUCAUUUCUUCGCGUUAAUUGAAAUCCGCGGAGAACGCCGUCGACUCUUGCCUUCCGUGCGACUUGGACGCGCCGCGCUGCCCGAUAUAUUCUCUUAUUAUUAUUAUUAUUAUUAUUAUUAUUAUUAUUAUUAUAUUAUAAUUAUUAUAUUCUAUAGAAUUAUUAUAUUAUAUUAUGCUAUUAUAUUAUUAUAUCAUUAAUAAUUAAUCGCGAAGAUUGCGAUCGCGCAUGUAGCUGCUAAAAACCUCCUGUAAAUACUUCUGUCAUUGUAUUAAUUUUAAUAAUACAGUACGAAAUAAACGCAACAAUACGUUCAAAACCGUGU
Molecule: messenger RNA, 6346 nt
Organism: Temnothorax curvispinosus
Lineage: Eukaryota; Metazoa; Arthropoda; Insecta; Hymenoptera; Formicidae
Product: serine/threonine-protein kinase 17B-like
Exons: 6
Coding region: 654-2585 (643 amino acids)
Biological process (GO): protein phosphorylation; intracellular signal transduction; positive regulation of apoptotic process
Cellular component (GO): nucleus
Molecular function (GO): protein serine/threonine kinase activity; ATP binding
Source: RefSeq, a predicted model, not a curated record